CCGACGAGCUCUGUUGGAUUGAAAGUCAGCCUUGAGGCCCGUCCGCUGAGGGAAGAAAGAGGGAGAGCGAGAGCGAGAGAGAAAGGAAAACUCGGCGAAAGGAGCUAGCUCUGGCGUAUAUGAGCUGUCAUGGCUGACUCAGAGUGAGGGAUAAUAUUUUUCAACAUACCAACCGUGGCGUGAAAACAAUAGGCAGCAGCAGCAGUCGCACUAAUACAGGAGCGAUGCAGCAGCGGCAUCAGUAGCUCCCAACACAAAGUGAUAGACGGACGGGAGAGAUACGGGCCGCAUCGUAUGCACAGUAUAACAUCGUACAGAGGAGAGCGACAGAGAUAGUCGUGAGUGUCGCGUAGACCUCGAUAUUUUCUUGCUCCGCAGCUGCGCCGCCACCCCCCUCGUACAAAUCUUCCGGAAGGCGCAUCAGAGGAGAGGCGUACGACGAGAGUGAAUAGAAGAUAACGAGCCGCCGCGCGUUUUUCGAUUGUGUGUGUGUGACUUCCUUAUGUUGUUGUUGCCGAGACGCAAACGCGUAUAACGGAGUCUUCGUGAUCCCCUGUACGGCCCCCGUAAAAUGAUGAACGGCUUAAGCCUAAGCGAGUUGUGCUGCCUAUUCUGCUGUCCGCCCUGCCCCUCGAGGAUCGCAGCGAAGCUGGCCUUCCUGCCGCCAGAGCCGACCUACAGCUUCAUCGAGGAUGAAGGCUCCAAGUACACGAUUUCACUGUCCGAGCGAGCCGAGUGGCAGUACAGCGAGCGCGAGAAGGAGUCCGUCGAGGGAUUCUACGCACGAACCUCCCGGGGCAACCGCAUCGCCUGUCUCUUCGUUAGGUGCUCCGCCACCGCGAGGUUCACCAUACUCUUCUCCCACGGCAAUGCCGUAGACCUGGGACAGAUGUCCAGCUUCUACUUGGGCCUUGGCUCCAGGAUAAACUGCAACAUAUUCAGCUACGACUACUCUGGCUAUGGAGUCUCCGGGGGCAAACCCUCCGAAAAGAAUCUCUACGCGGAUAUAGAUGCUGCCUGGCACGCACUCAGGACUAGAUAUGGAAUCAGUCCCGAAAACAUUAUAUUGUACGGACAGAGCAUAGGAACUGUGCCCACCGUGGACUUGGCUUCCAGAUACGAGGUUGGAGCAGUGGUGCUCCACUCGCCUCUCAUGUCAGGCAUGAGAGUUGCCUUUCCAAACACAAAGAGGACCUGGUUCUUUGAUGCUUUCCCAAGUAUAGAUAAAGUACCCAAAGUUACCUCACCAGUACUGGUGAUUCACGGAACAGAUGACGAAGUUAUAAAUUUCAGCCAUGGAUUGGCUAUCUACGAAAGGUGUCCACGAGCUGUCGAGCCUCUAUGGGUUGAGGGUGCCGGUCACAACGACGUGGAGCUUUACAACCAAUAUUUGGAGCGACUCAAGCAGUUCGUAAGCGUGGAGCUGGUAAACUGACGACGACUGAGCCUCUCUCAGGGCCAGGGAGGCGGUGGCGGUGGCGGUGCACCAGUGCAGCAGGCCAACAGUACCAGCAAACAACAGCAGCCAGCGCAAGACCAACAACAAUACCGCCAGGACUCGUUGUCGACUGGUUCUAGCAUCAGUUCGACUACUUCCAGUCCAAGCUCGGCUAGAGCUGUUCGAAUCUCGCCCUCCGUCAAGAAGCUAAACCUCAAUCCUCGUCCAAUCAAUGGCGACACGGCGCCCUUAAAUGACGAGAUAUUCUUCUUCUCGGAGGAACGUCUUAGAUCCAAGCCCGAGAUCAACUCCGACAAAAAGGAGAAGUCCGGAAAUAAGGCAGAUACCAAGCAGAGCUUGGACGAGCCGAAAAAGAGCCCAAACGCCAAUGCGACUAAAAAACCACUGUCGCCCUGUGAGAGCAAAGAGAGAAGUCUUGAUUACCCCAGCACCAGACUGGCUAAUCAAAAGAGCAACGCGCGAGCCAAGAGUUGUAUUACCGAGAAAUCAAGUCUCGUGAAAAUACAGCUUGAGAACUGCUGCAAGGAGUCGGCUAAAUCGCCGAAUGAGCCGCAGGAAAAUGUCUCUGCAGACAAGGAGAAAACGAGUGUCAGUCAACCGGACCACAACUCCGUGGACUUGUUGCCCGAUGGCGAGAGCGCGGCGAUAAAGAAGAGCGAUACCACGACUAAAUGUAGCAAAAAAAGUCCAGAUGACCACCAUGAACAGUCGCAGAACACUACUGCGAAUGUGAAGAAACCCAUCAGAGAUAUCAAGAACAAAUUCACGUGGUGCGGUAGUUGCAAGAGCACGAAGUCAGCCUCAUCGGUAGGACAAGGAUCGAAGACAGCUGCGGCCGCAGCUACUGCCGUAGCCAACAAAAGCAAGCGCACCUCCUCGACGAGUCCGCUGAAGAAACUUAGUCGCUCGUCGUUGACAGCCGACUCCACGGAAAAUAACAAAAUCACGCUCAAUUUGUCCAAGUACUCGCCGUGCGCCUCGCGACUUGCGGCAAGCUCGAAGAUUUUGUCGAGCGAUUCGCUCGGUGCCACCAGUCCAGAGAGCCCGCUGCACGUAGCGCGUUCCAAAAGUCCGGUGCAGCCCAGUCUCUCGCUGAACAUUCAGCAAGAAACGCGGAGGCCGGCUAACAAAACCGGAUCUCGAGUCGUUGGAAGCGGAGCUCAGCCCGCGCGCAGCAAAAGCGUCGGAGGUGGUCCUGAUAGUUGCGUCACAUCACCAGCUAGUGAUGCCCUAAGUUGUUCUCCACCCGGUACUGAAAUUCUCUCGUUGGAAGACGUUUCCACGGGUAACAGCAAGCAGCAACAACAGCAGGCUUCUGCUUUAGAUGACCAGUCGACACCGCGCGCCGUUGCACCCGCCUCAGCAAUCGAGCUGGGCCUAGAUCGAGAAAGGUGGAACGCUAGCUACCGGAGCCCACGCUGAGAGCUCAGCCGGAAAGACUAUGCUGACAGUAGUUCGCCCAUCACCUUGUGCCACUGAGGAGGAAAAAGAAGAAAGACGUCGAAUUUCGUUGAGCAACUGACUCGUGUAGUCUGGCGUUCAUAUGAGGUUUUUAUAUAAGUACACCGAAAGUGUGGCAAUGUCAUGCAGACAGCGCUAAGGGGGCAUUUCCUUCGAGGGAAAGGAGACUGUUGUAGAGUCAAAGUUGCCACCAUUGCGGGGAUUUCUUCCCUUGUGUGUGGAAUUUCUCGUCAGACUGACCGAUGUGUGAAGCGCGUACACGCUGUGAUGUCGUUGCGCGCUACGUCAUAUUAUGAACACGUCGGCGACGCCGGCGUUUAAUACGCCUACGUUUUUUCAACAUGAGUCAUUGAGAAUGAAACCUGUGAAGAACUUCCCGUACUUUUUUUAUAGCCUACUGUGCUAGAUGAAUCUUUCGUGGUUAGAUUAUUGAAGCGAGAUUCAUUCUAACAGCAUCAUUCCAAGGAAAGGUCUUUAAUACUUAGAAUAUUUAAUAAUAAAUAUAGUGCAAAGUACGGGACUUUCUCGAUGGUUCAGCUCUGCGCGCAUUUAAAUUUUUCGAAUUAUUAAAUAUUGAUUUCUUGUUAUCAACAUUUUAGAAUUUAGUUUUGAUUUUACUUUUAGCGUGUUGAGUAUCAUGAUUUGUAAAAGUAAAGCACUACAACGCAUCAUUUACGGAAAUUUAAAAAUAUGUUAAAUUGUUUUUAUAAAAGAAAUGGGAAUUUUUAUGAAAAAAAAUUUGAUACAAAAGUUAAGAGCGGUUGUUUUUCCUUUCGCUUUGCGUAUACGAUAGGUGUUUCUACGGAUAAAAGUACAAAAAAAAACAAGAAUUACGUUGAAACGUUUUUUCACUUUUUUACAAACACGCGUGUAAUUAUCAUUUAGAAUUCUAUAAACGAAGGAAAAAAUCCCUGGCGACGUGACGCAUCCACGGUGCGCUCGUCGUGGAAUGCUGUUACGAUAUAUGAAACAAAAAAUGUUGAGUAUUAUUACAAAAUUAGACAAUCGAUUGACUUGCGAGUAAUGAGAACUUUUCGUCGCGCCAAGGAAACAAGUUUCUUAGCUGUCGCUACACUGUGAUGUUCUGAUCUUCGAUAUUUUGCAAGACGCGCGUGCUGCAUUGACUAAAAUGCUGUCUCUUUGUUAUUUUCUUCGCGUACUGCAAUUAUACGUGUACUAAUAUACUUAUGGAUUUUCAAAGUCUAAUAUGAAAAAUUCGCAUUUGCAACAGAAGUGCCAAAGAACACUGAUUAGAUACUCGACGAUUUUGUCAUUGUUGCCUUUCUAAAUACGGGAGACUUCCAAUUUUGCGUUUCACUUAAAGCUAAUGAUGGUAUUCAAUGAGGUGUCAGUUAUCUUGAAAUAAUAAUUAUUUUAACUCCAUUUUCCUUUCGUUGGUUUAUUAAAAAUAGAAAACUCAAUCCGAUUCAUAAUGUUGUUUGUUCGUACAUAAUCAGAUCUGAACAUUUUUAAGAUUUUGAAAUAGACACUUUUUAAAUAUGAUAACCAUUAAAAAUUAUUCUAGCUGUGUGAUUGCUAUUUGUUUUAAACAAAUCUCAUAUUGGCCAUGUUUAUACGAUAUAUAAAGAUAUAAAUAGAGUAUACAAAGUGUCCAUCUUGAUAGAUAAAACAGAUUCCAAGUUCUGAUUCAGAUUCGCCUAAGAGUUUUCAGUGAUGAUAUUUCAUAAAUAUAAGCAAUAUUUAUAUUUUUGCCAAAAGAGGAGUGUACGAUGAAUCGCCGGUUCUUUUAAGGUUCAAUAAUCUUUCUGUGUAAUAUUGUCGUAAAAGUCUCGAUUACCAAAGUCGAUUGAUUUUUAUUGGUAAUUAUAUUAUACUGUAAAAAUAUUUAAGAAACAAAGUUUUUGUGAUUACAGUGCAUCGUUAAAAAUUUAAUUGAUUUCUAAGCGCGUUUUGAAAUACUAUGUCUGAAGUUUAUAUAAAUAAAAACAAUUGAUUUAAAAAAUGCAGAAAACUGUUAUUAAUGUUAACGUCGUUAUAUAUAAAAAGUGCUUAAUUUACAUUAUCAAACCAUGUGGUUUACUUUUACCUAGGCUAUAUACUUUAGCGGGGGAAAUAUGUAAUAUUAUAAAUAAAUUUUAAUCGACUAGUAUUAUAUUGCGUCUAUACUAGAUUAAGGAAAAUAAAGGGAAAAAACGAUUUAAGAAAUUAUACGUUUAAUAAUCGAAAAAGACCAGAUGUCGCAUUCCACCGGCUCACGCAGUAUUGUGACUUUCGCACCGUUCAUACAUUAUCAUUUAACGGAAUGUAGAAACUCAGAGACUGAGGUGAACCUAGCCCACAAAAUAACUUCAAUCUACAAGUAAAUCUGAGAAUAUGCAACAGCUAAGAAUUUGAUAGAGCCAUAUUUUCAACCUUAUAAAAGUUGUUCCAUCAAGUAUGAGUGGUCAAAAUAAUGCGCAUGCAAUGUAAAUCUUCCAAUAUAAAGAUUGGUUUAAAAUGUACGUAUAGAUUAUUGCGAUAAAAUUCGUGUGAAGUGACGUUUUGAUCACGAUGAAAAGGAAAAAUAUUACAAUCGCCGACUUUCGUUACUUUUAUAAUAAUCCACGUGCAUUAUUAUUUUGAAUAAUUAAAAUCAAUUUUUCUUUUUUUUAUUUAUUCAAUUCAAACAUUUAUCGAAUUGUUAUUGUAUGAAAUGUGAGAAAGACCUUUUUUCUAUCUAAAUAAGAAUAACUGAAGUAAUGAAAGGUUUUUUGUCAGUAACGAAAGAUGGUUGAAUAAUAAGCAGCGUUGUAAAUGUAAGCAACAAUAAGAAUGCAAAUAGCUAGGGACAAUAUACUGCCAAACUUUGACUAUGCACUAGUUAAUUUGUAAAACGGGGAAGAAAAUGCGGGGAAAGGUAAAUGAAUCGUCUGAGCGACUUUGACCAUAAUACGUUUCUUGUUAGUAUUUUUAUAUCACGAGAAUGUAAAUAGACGAAUCACUUUAACGAAGAUAAACAAAAGCGAUUGAAAAUGAAACUGCAAUAGAUCGUAUAAUAAUUCACAAAACAGUCGAAAGACUGUUAAAGAACCAAUGGAGCAUCGCAUUUUAUUUCGACACAAUUCUUUCGGGGUACGAGGUACCAACGCACAAAAAUAUUUAAAAAUUUGCAUAAGAAAGCUUAAAACAUAUCGAAAUACAUUUCAAAAUUUCUGCAUGUUUGCUACUACGACGUUAAACGAAUACCCAAAUUUCACUUGUUUUUGCAGAUUGUUAAAUCUCUAGAGAUUUUUAACGGCUCAUUUUGAGUAUCUCGAAUUCCAUUGGUUCUUCAGGCUUUUAUUAUAUUAUACAUUUAAUAUAUAAAAAUAUACAAUAUUUAAUAUAAUAGUGACAGUAUAUCUCUUUUUGCAAAAGUUUAACGUAAGAGAUAAGUCGGAAACAAACAACCAUAUGAAGUAGAAACUUUGUACGCUCACUUUAAACGACCGUAUUUAAUCCUGUAAGAAAAAAAUCUCGAAUUGAGUUCUUUUUUCACUUUGUAUUUCUUUCCUUAGUGCCAGUUCGUCGCAGUUUUAAUUGCGAAAGCGAGCGUUAAAGUACUCAAACGAUUGGAGCAACUUAAAGGUGCCCUGGCAUUCAUAUUUGUACAUAAUGGUAUACUUAGAUGAUAAGGUUGAAACACAAUUUUGUCCAUAAAAUCUGGUUGAUGGAAGAUGCUAAAAUUGCUAAAUAAGAAAAAAAAAUUAAAAUAUACCGGCAUAAAUGUUGUCGCGUGUGCCUGUCCUUUUUCGCGUCGCGUUUGAUGUACUUAUGGUUACGCGCCUGGCGAAGUAAUAGUGUCAGAAUUCCAAGGUGAAAAAUGUGAGAGGCGUUUAAUCGAUCUUCUCAAUCUCAAAUAACGAUGUAAGAAAAGGUCACUUUGUAAAAAAAAAAAAUUAUUCGGUUUAAUUGACUGGAUGCCUGUAUCGUGAUCGAAAGUGUUUUGCAAUAUUUGUCAAUAUAUAUACGCUAAAAUUUUGA
This is a messenger RNA of Nasonia vitripennis (jewel wasp), 6883 nucleotides long. Its product is annotated as alpha/beta hydrolase domain-containing protein 17B. NCBI's taxonomy places the organism in Eukaryota, Metazoa, Arthropoda, Insecta, Hymenoptera, Pteromalidae. Gene Ontology annotation, cellular component: endosome membrane; plasma membrane. Bases 572 to 1435 code for a protein of 287 amino acids. Gene Ontology annotation, biological process: protein depalmitoylation. Gene Ontology annotation, molecular function: palmitoyl-(protein) hydrolase activity. The transcript has 3 exons. The record is from RefSeq and is a predicted model, not a curated record.